Molecule: messenger RNA, 1009 nt
Organism: Hippopotamus amphibius kiboko
Lineage: Eukaryota; Metazoa; Chordata; Mammalia; Artiodactyla; Hippopotamidae
Gene: NUDT22
Product: nudix hydrolase 22
Exons: 6
Coding region: 72-932 (286 amino acids)
Molecular function (GO): GDP-mannose hydrolase activity
Source: RefSeq, a predicted model, not a curated record
GCGGGAACUUCCGCUCCAGGGAAAGGGGCGGAGCCUGCGGGGAGAGCGGGUAGAACUGCCCUAUCCAGACCAUGGACCCUGAGGUGUCCCUGCUGCUGCAGUGCCCCCCGGGGGGGCUGCCUGAGGAACAGGUACGGGCUGAGCUGAGCCCAGCCUACGACCGUCGCCCACUGCCAGGAGGGGACAAGGCCAUCACCGCAAUCUGGGAGAGCCGCCUUCAGGCCCAGCCCUGGCUCUUUGACGCCCCCAAGUUCCGUCUGCACUCUGCCACCCUGGUUCCCACUGGCUCACCGGGGCCACAGCUGCUCCUGCGCCUGGGCCUUACUUCCUAUCGAGACUUCCUGGGCACCAACUGGGCCAACUCAGCUGCCUGGCUGCGACAGCAGGGGGCCACCGACUGGGGUGACAAGCAAGCCUACCUGGCGGACCCCCUGGGGGUGGGCGCUGCACUGGCCACUGCUGACGGCUUCCUUGUCUUCCUGCGCCGCUCUGGGCAGGUGGCUGAGGCACCUGGGCUAGUGGAUGUGCCCGGUGGGCACGCUGAGCCUCAGGCCCUGUGCCCAGGUGACAGCCCCCUGCACAAGAACCUCCCUGGGGAGCUGGUGGUGCAUGAGCUCUUCUCCAGUGUCCUCCAGGAGAUCUGUGAUGAGGUGAACCUGCCGCUGCUCACCCUGAGCCAGCCACUGCUGUUGGGCAUCGCCCGCAAUGAGACCAGUGCCGGCCGUGCCAGUGCCGAGUUCUAUGUCCAGUGCAGUCUGACUUCUGAGCAGGUGAGGAAGCACUACAUGAGUGGGGGACCAGAGGCCCACGAAUCCACAGGAAUCAUCUUUGUGGAGACACAGAGUGUGCGGAGGUUGCAGGAGACUGAAAUGUGGGCCGAGCUCUGCCCCUCGGCCAAAGGUGCCAUCUUCCUCUACAACAGGCUCCAGUGAAGUUCCACCUGAGUCGCCCUAGAGUCCUCAGCCCUAUCACCACAGCUUGGAAGACAAUAAAGGACUUUAUUCUUGGA